Messenger RNA from Penicillium daleae, 1077 nucleotides. RefSeq lists its product as uncharacterized. The coding region runs from base 1 to 1077 and encodes 358 amino acids. Gene Ontology annotation, molecular function: (3R)-hydroxyacyl-[acyl-carrier-protein] dehydratase activity. The record is from RefSeq and is a predicted model, not a curated record. Gene Ontology annotation, cellular component: mitochondrion. NCBI's taxonomy places the organism in Eukaryota, Fungi, Ascomycota, Eurotiomycetes, Eurotiales, Aspergillaceae. The transcript is spliced from 2 exons.
AUGAAGACAUCUUUGGCUCGGCCAUCGCUCUUCGUGCGAGGAGGAGGGGCUGUCGCGCGGUAUACAUGUCGCGCUUACUCCUCCCUCGCGGAACGUCUGCAGCUUGAACUGACUACACGCAGGAUUCCCUUGUUCUACGACUACUUGCACCCACAGCCCUCACAUCUACUCAAUCUCUCACUAUGUGAUCUCCUCCCUCAAACCGGGUCUACUCCGGUACAUGCAAAUACAACUCUCCCUUCAAUAACGAAUCCAUCGCCGCUUCCUCUCGGCCAUCACUUGAUCUACUUCCCGCCGCAAGUCACCCUGUCGCAAUUACUUCCAGAUGGCACAGAUAUUCUACAUACACCGGGCGACCCGUUCCACCGCCGGCUCUGGGCAGGUGGUAACCUGCGAUUUCCCGCUCCGACUCCGCUCCUCAACGGCCAGCGGGCUGUGUGUAUAGAAUCCAUCCGGAAUGUGGCCGUGAAGGGCCGCGAGGGUGACGAAAAGGUGAUCGUUACAAUUGAGCGGCGCGUUGGCAGUGUGCCCGAGGGCGAAGAUGAGGCCCAAACUCGGAACCGGAUAUGGACUGAGGACAAGGCACAUGCAGGCGAGGCAUCGGUGAUUGAGAAUCGAGAUCUCAUCUUCAUGCGAACCAAGAGUGCGGCACAGAUUGAGGCGGACCGAUCGCACUUCGGGGAGCCUGGUCGGAUCGUGAAAGCUCCCCCCGGCGCAACGCUACGACACUCAAUAGCUCCAAACAAAUCCCUCCUCUUCCGCUUCUCGGCGCUGACAUUCAACGCGCACUCUAUCCACCUCGAUAGGAACUAUACCCAAAACGAAGAGGGGUACCCCAACCUUCUAGUUCACGGACCAUUGACGUUAACACUGCUUCUGAGCGUGUUGGGGCGCCAUUUCAGCGAGUUAGGCCUUCGGGUUGAACAUAUUGAAUAUAAGAAUCUCGCGCCAUUGUUUGUAGAUGAGGUUUUGACUGUUUGUGGGAAGCCGAAGAAAGGUGGCGUUUGGGAUGUUUGGAUUGAAGGGCCUCGGGGUGGACUUGCUGUGCGCGGGACGGUGAGGACCUGUGUUGUAUAA